AUGGUUAUCUUGCGUAAUCGAGUAUUCAAUAGGUUGUCUAUUAGACAAUUUUCUAACAGCGUUGUUAAAAGACAGGUUGUUGGAGACAAUGUUAAAGGUAAAGAUUUCAAUGCAGCUAAAUAUAUGAGCCAGAAAUACCAUGUCAUAGACCACGAAUAUGAUUGUAUUGUCGUUGGUGCAGGUGGUGCAGGUUUAAGAGCUGCCUUCGGUUUAGCUGAAGCUGGUUACAAGACUGCUUGUAUCUCCAAGUUGUUCCCGACCAGAUCCCAUACUGUUGCAGCUCAAGGUGGUAUCAACGCAGCCUUGGGAAAUAUGCAUAAGGAUGAUUGGCACUGGCAUAUGUACGAUACUGUGAAGGGAUCAGAUUGGUUAGGUGAUCAAGAUGCUAUUCACUACAUGACCAGGGAGGCACCAAAGUCAGUUUAUGAAUUGGAGAAUUUCGGUGUCCCUUUCUCAAGAAACGAAGAGGGUAGAAUUUACCAAAGAGCCUUCGGUGGUCAAUCAAGAGACUAUGGUAAGGGUGGACAAGCUUACAGAACUUGUGCUGUUGCCGACAGAACCGGUCAUGCUUUAUUGCACUCUUUGUAUGGUCAAUCUUUGAGACAUGAUACUCACUUUUUCAUCGAAUUUUUCGCUUUGGACUUAUUGAUGCAAGACGGUGCAUGUAUUGGUGUUAUGGCUUACAAUGAAGAAGAUGGUACUUUGCACAGAUUCAGAGCUCACAAGACUGUUAUUGCUACUGGUGGUUUCGGUAGAGCUUAUUUCUCUUGUACAUCAGCACACACUUGUACUGGUGAUGGUUUCGCUAUGGUUGCUAGAGCUGGUUUACCUUUGGAGGAUUUGGAAUUCGUUCAAUUUCACCCAUCAGGUAUCUACGGUUCUGGUUGUUUAAUCACUGAAGGUGCCAGAGGUGAAGGUGGUUUCUUGAUCAACUCAGAAGGUGAAAGAUUUAUGGAACGUUAUGCUCCUCAUGCAAAGGAUUUGGCUUCAAGAGAUGUUGUUUCUAGAGCUAUCACUAUGGAAAUCAACGAAGGUAGAGGUGUAGGUCCAAAGAAGGAUCACAUGUACUUGCAAUUGUCUCAUCUUCCAGCUUCUGUUUUGAAGGAGAGAUUACCAGGUAUCUCUGAAACUGCACAUAUUUUUGCUGGUGUUGAUGUCACUAAGGAACCUAUUCCAAUUUUGCCUACUGUCCACUAUAAUAUGGGUGGUAUUCCAACUAAGUGGACUGGUGAAGUCUUGAAGAAGAAUGAAAAGGGUGAGGACGAGAUUGUUCCAGGUUUAUUGGCUUGUGGUGAAGCUGCAUGUGCUUCCGUUCAUGGUGCUAACAGAUUGGGUGCCAACUCCUUAUUGGAUUUAGUUGUUUUUGGUAGAGCUGUUGCCCACACUGUUAGAGAUUCUUUAACUCCAGGAACUCCAUUACCAUCUGCACCAAAAGACAUCGGUUCCAAGUCAAUUGAAAACUUGGACUGGUUAAGAACCGCAGAAGGUACAAAGUCCACAGCUGAAAUCAGAGCAGAAAUGCAAGAAACUAUGCAAAAGGGUUGUGCUGUUUUCAGAAUACAAGAUACUUUAGAUGAAUGUGUCGAACACAUCGAAAAGGUUGACAAGUCUUUCGAACAUAUUAAGACUACUGAUAGAUCCAUGAUCUGGAAUUCCGAUUUGGUUGAGACCAUGGAGCUUCAAAACCUUUUGACUUGUGCCACUCAAACCGCUCAUUCAGCUGCUGCUAGAAAAGAGUCUAGAGGUGCACAUGCCAGAGACGAUUAUCCAAAGAGAGAUGAUGAAAACUGGAGAAAGCACUCCUUGUCUUAUCAAACCUCCUACGGUGAGCCAGUUAAGUUGGACUACAGACAUGUUAUCACGACUACUUUGGAUGAAAACGAAUGUAAGCCUGUUCCACCUGGUGUUCGUGUCUAUUAG
Priceomyces carsonii is the source of this 1920-nucleotide messenger RNA. RefSeq names its product succinate dehydrogenase [ubiquinone] flavoprotein subunit. Bases 1 to 1920 code for a protein of 639 amino acids. The record is from RefSeq and is a predicted model, not a curated record. The transcript has a single exon. NCBI's taxonomy places the organism in Eukaryota, Fungi, Ascomycota, Pichiomycetes, Serinales, Debaryomycetaceae. Gene Ontology annotation, molecular function: flavin adenine dinucleotide binding; succinate dehydrogenase (quinone) activity; electron transfer activity. Gene Ontology annotation, biological process: mitochondrial electron transport, succinate to ubiquinone; tricarboxylic acid cycle.